Molecule: messenger RNA, 1434 nt
Organism: Rhea pennata
Lineage: Eukaryota; Metazoa; Chordata; Aves; Rheiformes; Rheidae
Product: cytochrome P450 11B, mitochondrial-like
Exons: 10
Coding region: 1-1434 (477 amino acids)
Biological process (GO): aldosterone biosynthetic process; glucocorticoid biosynthetic process; cellular response to peptide hormone stimulus
Cellular component (GO): mitochondrial inner membrane
Molecular function (GO): iron ion binding; steroid 11-beta-monooxygenase activity; heme binding
Source: RefSeq, a predicted model, not a curated record
AUGGGGCCAGGGACCGGGGCCCCCCGGGCCGUGCGCCCCUACGAGGCGAUUCCCCGCAGCGGCCGCAACCGCUGGCUCCAGCUCCUGCGCUUCUGGCGCAGCGGCGGCUUCCAGGACUUCCACCGGCUCAUGGAGAGCAACUUCCAGCGCCUGGGACCCAUCUACAGGGAGACCGUGGGCACCUACAGCUGCGUCAACGUGCUGCUGCCGCAGGACGCGGCGCGGCUCUUCCAGGCGGAGGGCGUCUUCCCGCGCCGCAUGGGCAUCGAGGCCUGGAGCGCGCACCGGCAGCUCCGCAACCACAAGUGCGGCAUCUUCCUGCUCAACGGCGAGGAGUGGCGCGCGGACCGCCUGGCGCUCAACCGCGAGGUGAUCAGCCCGGCCGGCGCCCGCAAGUUCCUGCCCUUCCUCGACGCCGUGGCCCGCGACUUCGCCGCCGCCCUGCGCCGCCGGCUGCAGAAGAGCGCGCGGCGCUCGCUCACCGUCGACCUGCACCGCGACCUCUUCCGCUUCACCCUGGAGGCCAGCAGCUACGCCCUGUACGGGGAGCGCCUGGGGCUGCUGGAGGAGACGCCGGCCGCGGAGGCGCAGCGCUUCAUCGCGGCGGUGGAGACCAUGCUGCGCACCACCCUGCCGCUGCUCUUCGUCCCGCCGCGCCUGCUGCGCUGGCUCGACCACCGCCUCUGGCGGGACCACAUCGCCGCCUGGGACACCAUCUUCCAGCACGCCGACAGGUGCAUCCAGAACAUCUACCAGGAGUUCUGCCUGGGGCAGCCCCGCAAGUACUCGGGCAUCAUGGCCGAGCUGCUGCUGCAGGCCGAGCUGCCCCUCGACUCCAUCAAGGCCAACAUCACCGAGUUCACGGCCGGCGGCGUGGACACGACGGCGAUGCCGCUGCUGUUCACGCUCUUCGAGCUGGCGCGCAACCCGGCGGUGCAGGGCGCGCUGCGCGCCGAGAUCCGCGCCGCGGAGGCGCGCGGCCCCCGGGAGCUCUCCGCGGUGCUGAGCGCGCUCCCGCUGCUGCGCGCCGCCCUCAAGGAGACGCUCAGGCUCUACCCAGUGGGCAUCACGGUGCAGCGCUACCCCACCAAGGACGUGGUGCUCCACGACUACCGGGUGCCCGCGGGGACGCUGUGCCAGGUGGCCCUGUACGCCAUGGGCCGGAGCCCGGAGGUGUUCAGCUCCCCGGAGCGCUACGACCCGACGCGUUGGCUCAGCAAGGACGAGAACAGCUUCAAGGCCCUGGCCUUCGGGUUCGGCGCGCGGCAGUGCAUCGGGCGCCGCCUCGCCGAGGCCGAGAUGAUGCUCUUCCUCAUGCACGUGCUGCGCAACUUCAAGAUCGACACGGCCUCCAAGGAGGACCUCCGCACCGUCUUCGGCUUCAUCCUCAUGCCCGAGAAGCCGCCCCUGCUCACCUUCCGGCCCGUCGACUGA